Messenger RNA from Molossus molossus (Pallas's mastiff bat), 1257 nucleotides. It is a transcript of the gene UBXN11, whose product is annotated as UBX domain protein 11. The record is from RefSeq and is a predicted model, not a curated record. Bases 1 to 1257 code for a protein of 418 amino acids. Gene Ontology annotation, biological process: proteasome-mediated ubiquitin-dependent protein catabolic process. The transcript is spliced from 13 exons. NCBI's taxonomy places the organism in Eukaryota, Metazoa, Chordata, Mammalia, Chiroptera, Molossidae. Gene Ontology annotation, molecular function: ubiquitin binding.
AUGUUGAGAAAAGCAUCCUCAGGCCCUGUGUUCCAUGACUCGGAGCUGAUGGCCACCAUGGCAAGGAAGGUGCGGGAUCUGGAGCGGCAGGUGAAGGCCCAGACUGAUGAGAUGCUGUCCAAGGAUCGGAAGAUACGGGCCCUGGAGGAACUGGUGGAGACCCUCCAGGAGCACAAGGGCCAGAUGUCCCAGCAGCGGCAGGAGGAGCUGGAGGCGAUGUGCACACAGCUGCAGCAGCAGAUCAGCGAGAUGGAGCGCUUCCUUGGUGACUAUGGUCUGCAGUGGGUGGGCGAGCCCAUGGACGAGGAGGACUCGGAGGACAUUACGGGUUCAGAGAAUGACAAGAGGGACUGGAUGACAGCCAAGAAGUUCUGGAAGCCAGGGGAUUCAUUGGUGCCCCCUGAGGUGGACUUUGACAGACUGCUGGCCAGCCUGAAGGAUCUCAGUGAGCUGGUAGAUAGUGACACCCAGGUGAUGCCGAUACCUGGCGGAGCAAAGCUCCAUGUCCUCGAGCCCAUCCCACUGAAGGUGUACCGGAAUGGUAUCAUGAUGUUUGAUGGGCCCUUCCGACCUUUUCAUGAUCCCUCCACACAGCACUGCCUCCGAGACAUAAUGGAUGGCUUCUUCCCCUCAGAACUCCAGCGCCUAUACCCCGAUGGGGUCCCCUUUAAGGUGAGUGACCUGCGCAAUCAGGUUUACCCAGAGAGUGGGCUGGACCCAUUCCCAGGCGAGGGCCGAGUGGUGGGCUGGCAGAGGAUUCGAAAGCCCUCAGUCACGAUGGAGCACCCAGGUUCUAGGAUGACCCCUGAGAAGUUUCUGAACAGGCUCCCCAAAUUUGUGAUUCGUCAAGGCGAGGUGAUUGACAUCCGGGGCCCCAUCCGGAACACCUUGCAGAACUGUUGCCCAUGGCCUGUCCCGAUCCAGGAGAUUGUGGUGGAGACGCCUGCCUUGGCUGCUGAGCGUGAGAGGAACCAAGAGUCUCCUGAGUCACCUGCACCCCCGCUCUCCAUGCUGCGCAUCAAGUCUGAGAAUGGUGAGCAGGCCUUUCUGCUGAUGAUGCGGCCUGAGGAUACUGUUGGUGAUGUGCGAGCCCUGCUCGCACAAGCCAGGGCUGUGGACGCAAACACCUUCGAGAUCUUCAGUACAUUCCCGCCCACAGUCUACCAUGAGGACUCACUCACGCUGCAGGCUGCUGGACUGGUGCCCAAUGCAGCUCUGCUACUGCGGGCAAGCCGGGCUCUGCCACCUGCCCCCUGA